Molecule: messenger RNA, 2125 nt
Organism: Aethina tumida (small hive beetle)
Lineage: Eukaryota; Metazoa; Arthropoda; Insecta; Coleoptera; Nitidulidae
Gene: nAChRalpha2
Product: acetylcholine receptor subunit alpha-like 2
Exons: 7
Coding region: 164-1792 (542 amino acids)
Biological process (GO): chemical synaptic transmission; signal transduction; regulation of membrane potential
Cellular component (GO): postsynaptic membrane; synapse; neuron projection
Molecular function (GO): acetylcholine-gated monoatomic cation-selective channel activity; transmembrane signaling receptor activity
Source: RefSeq, a predicted model, not a curated record
ACUAGGCGAGUCUGCAGCAUCACUCGGGGGCGUCCAUCUGUACCGUAUUCCGCCCGUCCCAAAGUCGCCCAAAAAUGCACUCGAACCGCCGAAACACCCCGAAAAUCGACCCCGUAAAACGUGAACGUUCGUUUAACCGUUUGUGAAGGUGCGAAAGGCUAAGAUGAGGUCGACGUGGAAGUGGAUUUUGUGUAUAUUUUUGAUUUUGUUCGUGCAGUUCUGCUUAUGCAAUCCGGACGCCAAACGUCUCUACGACGAUUUGCUGAGCAAUUAUAACAGACUGAUUCGGCCAGUUAGUAAUAACACUGAUACGGUUUUAGUCAAAUUAGGAUUAAGGUUGUCGCAACUUAUAGAAUUAAAUUUAAAAGAUCAAAUUUUAACUACAAACGUAUGGUUAGAACAUGAGUGGCAAGAUCAUAAAUUUAUGUGGGAUCCACAAGAAUAUGGAGGUGUUACUGAAUUAUAUGUUCCAUCUGAACAUAUAUGGUUGCCAGACAUUGUUUUAUACAAUAAUGCUGAUGGAGAGUACGUCGUCACCACAAUGACGAAGGCAGUACUAAGACAUACUGGAAAAGUGUUAUGGACUCCCCCAGCAAUUUUCAAAUCAUCUUGUGAAAUCGAUGUCAGAUACUUCCCUUUUGACCAACAGACAUGCUUCAUGAAAUUCGGGUCUUGGACAUACGAUGGAAAUCAGAUUGAUUUGAAGCAUAUCAAUCAAAAAUUCGGGGAGGACAAGGUCGAAGUGGGAAUUGAUCUAAGGGAAUAUUAUCCCAGUGUGGAAUGGGAUAUUUUGGGUGUUCCUGCUGAAAGACACGAGAAGUAUUAUCCUUGUUGUGCCGAACCAUAUCCAGAUAUAUUCUUCAACAUAACAUUGAGAAGAAAGACGCUUUUCUACACGGUAAAUUUGAUAGUGCCCUGCGUGGGCAUCUCCUACCUCUCGGUACUAGUGUUCUAUUUACCCGCCGAUUCCGGGGAAAAAAUCGCCUUGUGCAUCAACAUCCUCCUAUCGCAAACCAUGUUCUUCCUCCUCAUCUCCGAAAUCAUCCCAUCCACCUCCCUCGCCCUGCCGCUGCUGGGCAAGUACAUCCUGUUCACCAUGGUGAUGGUGGCGUUCUCCGUAGUCAUCACGAUCAUAAUCCUGAACGUCCACUAUCGCAAGCCCAGCACCCACAAGAUGGCGCCGUGGGUGCGCAACUUCUUCAUCAAGAGCGUACCGAAGCUGCUCCUGAUGAGGGUGCCGAAGGACUUGCUGACCGAGCUGGCCGCCAACAAAAUACCGGGCAAUCGAUUGCUGAUGAAGAAGCGGGAGCUGGACGCCAUGCCCUCGACCGGCUCGUCCAGCACCUCGUCCUCGAGCUCCAGCCGGAACCGGGCCAGCGGGUGCAACGGACUGCACUCCGCAUCCACAACGAACAGGCUAAGGAGCUUCGCCGGCACGCUAGGAGGACGACUGGGCUACAACGGGCUGCCGUCGGUGUUCUCCGGACUGGACGAGAGCGACUCGGGCACCAGGAAGAAGUACCCGUUCGAACUGGAAAAAGCAAUACACAACGUCAUGUUCAUCCAGCACCACAUCCAAAGGCAGGAUCAGUUCAAUGCGGAAGAUCAAGACUGGGGGUUCGUGGCCAUGGUGCUUGAUAGGCUGUUCCUAUGGAUUUUCAUCAUCACAUCGAUCUCGGGCACCAUCACGAUCUUGUGCGAAGCCCCCGCUUUAUACGACGACACCAAACCCAUCGACAUGGAGCUGUCUUCCGUUGCUCAACAACAAUUUCUACCCGAACUAGAAUACUAACUAAUUGUUACAGCAAUAAUCAAUCAUGUUAUCCUAGCGUUUUAAUAAAUAAAUCGUACAUUACCCACUUUUUUAUUAAAAAAUUAAACCAGACACAGCCAAGGGCCAAACUCAUUUAAGUCUCAACAAUAAAGGCGAUGAACAAUCACUUGUAAGGAAGCUCGUUGCGGCUCAAAAUCUUUAAUGUGUUAUCAUGUUAAAAAGGCUGAUCGUGAGACGUGGGUCGACGCACAAUGGACCUUGGAGAAUUUAAAUUACACCAACAUGCUGAAAGUGGCUAUUUUAUUUCGUUUUCCAGGCAAUAUUUCGUCGUCAUUGUGUUCCAAGUGGUUU